Messenger RNA from Ascochyta rabiei, 1743 nucleotides. RefSeq lists its product as uncharacterized. The transcript is spliced from 2 exons. The record is from RefSeq and is a predicted model, not a curated record. The coding region runs from base 1 to 1743 and encodes 580 amino acids. NCBI's taxonomy places the organism in Eukaryota, Fungi, Ascomycota, Dothideomycetes, Pleosporales, Didymellaceae.
AUGAUACUUCCGCGCAGUCUAUACACUGAGUCUCCGCCAGAGCGCCGCACCCGUGCCACCAACAACCCUACCCUGCUGUACAGCUGGUGGUGCACCAUCUUCUCCCUCGUCAUCAUAGGCUUUCGCUUGUCUGGCCGCUACAUCCGCAAUGAACGUCUGUUUCGAGAGGACAAGAUCAUGGCCUGGAGCGUCGUUCCCCUCAUGGUGCGCAUGAGCUUUGUACAUGUGGUCCUCAUCUGGGGCACCAACAACGUCAACGUCAGCACCCUGCACGACCCUACCAAGAUCCGCCACCGAGAGAUUGGUUCGCAAAUGGUUCUCGCCGCAAGGGUCUUCUACGCCAUGUUCAUAUGGAUGGCCAAGUACACAGUAUCUGAGUUCCUGAAGCGUCUGACAGAACGGUUCUGGAAAAUAGGCUACGAAUGGGGUUUACGUGUCAUUCGAUUCUUCUUGGUCGUCACCUUCAUCGCAGUCCUCAUCGCGACAUUAGCAGAGUGCCAACCUUUCACACACUACUGGCAGGUGGUCCCAACACCCCAGCCACGAUGCCGUCAAGGUUACGCCCAGCUGAUCACCAUGGGUGUCGCCGACAUCAUCACGGACAUCCUUCUCAUCGCCUUUCCCAUUCCUAUCAUCAUCCGCUCAGGCAUGCCAUUGAAACGCAAGAUUUCUCUUGUAGGCCUCUUUUCCUUGUCGGCCGUCCUCAUCGUCAUCACAGGAGCACGUGUGCCAAUGGUCAUCGAGAAGCGUGGUCUGCAACAGUUCCGCUCCAUGUUUGCGUCGUCUGAGAUUCUCGCCGCUACCAUCGUUUCCAAUGCCAUCGUUCUUGGUUCUUUCCUUCGGGACCGAGGCUUGAAGAAAGCGAAGUUCAAGGCACCCUCUACCACCGACAGUAUAGAGCGCAGAGGAUCCGCUCGCACACAUACACUCCAACAAUGGGGCAGCGACGAAGAUCUCGCGCGAUCACUCGGCUAUCGAACAAAGCCUGAGUUGGCCGACAAGGAGAACAGCAAGCCUAGGCCAGCACCCAUGGCUGAUUUGGAUCUUCUAGCGCCCAACAAACAGCCUGGGCCCUUCGUAAACACCAACUGGCAGUUUCCAGCCAAAGAAGACAGCUUACCGCAGACUACCAGCAAUUCGAGUGUUAGGGUAGCAGACAUUCGAGAUCCCAUGCCCAGUCCACGUGCCAGCAGUGGGAGACGGGUCUCCUUCUUCGACGUUGGUGGUUUGUUGGAGAAUGGUUCGACUACCGCUCCUUCACCAACAGACUCUGUCGUUGCGCACGACUUUGCACCUCAGCCGCGCAGAGGCUCGAGAGCAUCAAAUACGCUGUUGCCCAACGGCCGCGCGUACCCGCCGCCAGCACGUCGAUCGUCACGGCUGUCGCAGCAGUCGGAGGAUUACGAGAUGUCUUCUCGGCCCAACAACCAAUUACGAGAUCCCGGUGGCCUUCUAUCGGAGGAUCGCGAGAUCGAGAUGGAGCAGCGAACACCUGUCUGUCCUUCACCACCACCUUCGAGCUCAUCGAACAGCCUCGCUCUCUGUCACGCGCGUAGUACAUCCCUGCAUCGCAGUUCGACACAAGCAUGCUACAACGUCCCACCACUACAAGAUGCGGGGGGUCUCAUCACCAGCCGUUCACAUACGCCAAUCACAGGCAGCUCCACCCACACCAGCUACGACGUGCCUUCUCUGCGGGAUGCCGGCGGGUUGCUGUCCUCGUCCUCGUCCCCUUUCGAAUGA